GUCGUUGGUAUGGAAUGGGAGGCGAAGGCCCAACUUGGUUUACUCGUCAUACUGUUGGUUGCUAUUGGCGAUUUCUUGAUCGGUUCAUUGAUUGGACCUAAAAGCGAAGUUGAAAAAGCUAAGGGUUUUAUCGGCUAUAAUUUUACAAUCUUUAAAGAAAAUCUUUUUCCCGACUAUCGAAAAGAAAAUGGCGUACAACAUGAUUUCUUCUCGGUAAUAGCUAUUUUCUUCCCGGCAGCUACGGGCAUUUUGGCAGGUGCUAAUAUAUCUGGUGAUUUAAAG
This is a messenger RNA of Bactrocera oleae (olive fruit fly), 282 nucleotides long. Lineage: Eukaryota; Metazoa; Arthropoda; Insecta; Diptera; Tephritidae. The record is from RefSeq and is a predicted model, not a curated record.